CUGAUCGGUCAUAUUCAUCUGGUACAGAUGUCGAAAGUAGCCUGACGUUAGUCGACGGAGAGGCCAGGGAUCGAGAUGGGGAGUGGAUCAACUUGGAGACAACAGGCGCUGGGCUGGGCUGGGGCAGAAGAGGAGGAGGAGGAGGGAUAAGAUGGGAUAGGAUAGGAUUGGAGCGGACAGGAUAUGAACGGAAGGGAUGUGAGCAGCACCCAAAGCGCGCAAGAAAAGUUGAGACAUCACAUCGAGGUUGAAAUACGCUUGCAGAGACGCCACAUGCUCCUAGGACCGGGACUGGCAGACGGAGAAACAGACAGAAGACAGACCAGAGAGCCAGUUCUCAGUCUGCGGUCCUCAGUCAGCCCAGACCCCCGUACAGCGCAGGACUGUACGUGCGGACCCGCUACGGAAUCGGGAGGAGACACUUGGACGAUGUGAACCCCAUUUGCAAGAUCUGUACAGUACGGACACUACGCAGCCUGCCUGCACCUACUGCAGCGUCUGCGUGCGUCUGCGUGUUGAGACAGCCUGAAUGGAAAUGCUGGGAGAAGAACCGAGCCUGCACGCCUGCAUCGCGCCCCCGUCAAUCAGUUAUUAGGAUUAAUUUUUUUUUCUUUGCGCAAUUGAUGGAAGCAGCGGCGUCUGAACGAACGGGGUGGAGAGAUGGGUGAGGUUGAGGGACGAGUCUGUCUCUUUGACAGGGUAGUUUCGGGUAUCCUUAACGAGAGGGGGAACAAUAGCCUGCUGCACCGAGACGUUUUGGUACAACUUAGGACGCCCUUUCGAAGUAAAAGACCGGAGCUUCA
Messenger RNA from Mollisia scopiformis, 803 nucleotides. RefSeq lists its product as uncharacterized. Lineage: Eukaryota; Fungi; Ascomycota; Leotiomycetes; Helotiales; Mollisiaceae. The coding region runs from base 184 to 435 and encodes 83 amino acids. The record is from RefSeq and is a predicted model, not a curated record. The transcript has a single exon.